Molecule: messenger RNA, 843 nt
Organism: Colletotrichum phormii
Lineage: Eukaryota; Fungi; Ascomycota; Sordariomycetes; Glomerellales; Glomerellaceae
Product: S-adenosyl-L-methionine-dependent methyltransferase
Exons: 2
Coding region: 1-843 (280 amino acids)
Source: RefSeq, a predicted model, not a curated record
AUGUUGGCAAAUAUCCUGCUACCAUGGGUUUUCAUGACCAUCUCCUUGGUCUACCUAUGGCUCACCAUCUUCAAACUCGCCAUCACCGGUGACUUCAAGACCCUUCUGUCCUGGUCCGCACUCAAAGAGGCCUGGUUCGGCGAGUUCUGGAAAUUCAUGGGGCCCAAAGCCAAAGCCAGCGCCGAGGACAAAGUCAUGCCACUCCUCGAGGGCCGGAUUCGUAAAGGGCGGGUAUCCGAAAGGGGGGCCAGCAAGCCCAUCGAGGGUGUUGUCCUCGAAAUUGGAGCCGGGAGCGGGAUGUGGACUCAAUCGCUCGCCACCGUCGUCCGAGCCGCAAAAGCCGAGUCCCGUGCAGCCCCGACCAAGAUCUACGGCGUUGAGCCGAACCCGGUGUCCGCUGCAUCGCUGAAACGACGUGUCGAGGAGGUCGGCUUGAAGGGAACUUAUCAGGUUGUGCCAGUGGGCAUUGAAGAUCUUCAAAACGAGUCGGCCUGGGGCGGACGUAUCGAACCUGGUAGCGUCGACUGUAUCAUGACCGUUCAGUGUCUCUGCAGUAUUCCGGAGCCUGAGAAGAACAUACGACUGCUUUACAACUACUUGAAAAAAGGUGGUCGGUGGUAUGUCUUUGAGCAUGUCAAGGCGGAGCAAGGGCUUCUCAUCCCACUUUUUCAACGCUUCACAAACAUCUUCUGGGAGCACAUGAUGGGUUCUUGUCAAUUGUGCCGAUCGACGGGGCAAACCUUGCAGAGUGUUGGCUCGUGGAGUGAUGUGGACUUGGCUCAGCCAGCGGGUGAGUCGAGUAGCGAUGUGAUCCCCCAUGUCGUGGGAGUCCUCACCAAGUAG